Messenger RNA from Maudiozyma saulgeensis, 837 nucleotides. The record is from the annotation of a GenBank genome assembly. NCBI's taxonomy places the organism in Eukaryota, Fungi, Ascomycota, Saccharomycetes, Saccharomycetales, Saccharomycetaceae.
AUGCCUUUUGAUACUAGUCUUCUCAAAUCUUUACAAAUAGCAAAAGUUGCAAAGAAACCACAAGCUCCAUUACCUUUACGAACGUCACCACUAUUCACCCAUUUUGAAAGAUGGGCCGGUAAAACACGCAGAUUGUUAAUUAAAGAACCUAAUCAUUUGUCUAUGUUAAAAUCCUUUAAUUUGAGAUUGAAUGAUAACCCUUUUGCUCAUAUAUUAAGUUCUCCUUCAAGAUUAGAUAGAAUUGGUAAAAUAAAAUUGCCAAAACAAUUAUUAAUCCAGGUUAAAAAUAAUAUCAAUGAAAAGGGUUUCAAUAUCUUAUUAAACACAAUGGUAGAUAACUCUAUAAAGGAUACUACUGCAUCAAAACAUUCAUACAUUUUAAAUAAAAUGAGUAUGUUUGAUAAAAACGUAAAGAAUGUCAAGAGUAUUCUCCCGCUACAUAUUUUAUCUGAACCUGAUAUCGGUAAGAAGAUUCCGCUUAUACAAUUUGAUAAAAAUAAAGUACUAGACGAAUACUUGGUGAAAUCAAAAGAAAUCAUCUGGGAUCAAUUGAUUCAAUUACCAUUAACUGAAAAAUCCAGAACAAAUGCAGAAUCAUCGUCAACUCAAGUUAUAGUAACUUAUGAUAAAUCAAGCCAAGACAUAUUAAAAUUAAAAACAACAAGAGACAAAACGACUAAUGAGAACAAUUACAUUAUUACAUUCAACUUAGCAUCAAUUAAUGAACCAAAAUUCGAUGAAUUAUUUGCCCAUGGGUCCAAGCAAUUGCAUCUAACCCAAGAACAUAACAGCUCAUUGAUCUUACAAAUCUACAGAGUUCUAAUGCUAAUAACCUAA